GGAGAAGCUGGGCAGAGGCCACCAGAACAGCCCAGAAGGAGGAGCAUCAUCCUAGCACAGUCCCAGGGACACCUUAAUGAGCCAUCCUCACAGAAUCCCUUUUGCUCUGUGCCUCAGUUUCCCCCAGCUAAAACCCAGAAAGAACUCCCUUUGACAUUUCCACGGAGAUCAGUUAGUGUCUGUGAAGGUGUGGGAGGAACUCAAGUACUCUGGGAACUGAGUGAUGCUGUUGGCCUGAGGGCAGGGCGAUCCGGGAAGCCCUCUGAAUGCCAAACGUCCAUGCCAGUCAGAUGGCAGUAAGAGCCCAGGAUACCCUGCAGGUCAGCCAGAGAUGGCCCCACAAAUUGAGCCAGGGGACAGGCCUCAAGAUGCCCAGGAGCAGACAGCCCCUUCAGGGGGAGAAGGGCCCCCAGGUGCAUACUCAGGGUCCCUGAUUCCCAAACCUGAAGAUGUUUUCCAAAGUGAACAAGGGGAAGAACAGAGCACUGCAGAACAAGGAGGUGGACCCCAAAAAACAGAGCCUGAUGGCUCCUGCCCAGAAGACUGGAUGAUCCGAAAGGUGAAGGUGGAGGAUGAGGACCAGGGAGAGGAAGAGGAGGUUGCAUGGCCCCAGCACCUUCCCCAGUUACUUCCCAGCGGCCCCUUCCUGUCCGCCGACCUGGGACCUCUGGCGGCUGUGGCCACGGCCUGUAAGCUGGAGCCUGGAGCCCCGGCGCCUCUGAGUGGGCUGGCUCUGGCAUCCUGGCCCCAGGUCCUGGAGAAACCCUACGGCUGCGGGGAAUGCGAACGACGCUUCCGGGACCAGCUGACCCUUCGGCUGCACCAAAGGCUGCACCGGGGCGAGGGCCCGUGUGCUUGCCCAGACUGCGGCCGCAGCUUCUCCCAGCGCACCCACCUGCUGGCCCACCUGCGCAGCCACCGGGGCGAGCGCCCUUUUCCGUGCCCGGAAUGCGGUAAGCGCUUUAGCAAGAAGGCUCACCUGACCCGCCACCUCCGCACGCACACCGGGGAGAGGCCCUACCCCUGCGAGGAAUGCGGGAAGCGCUUCAGCCAAAAGAUCCACCUGGGCUCCCACCAGAAAACGCACACUGGAGAGAGGCCCUUCCCCUGCGCCGAGUGUGAAAAACGCUUCCGCAAGAAGACGCACCUGAUCCGCCACCAGCGCAUCCACACGGGUGAGCGACCCUACCAAUGCACCGAGUGCGGCCGCAGUUUCACGCACAAGCAGCACCUGGUGCGCCACCGGCGGGUGCACGCAGCAGGCCCUGCCCCACCUCCACCUCCGCAGCCGCAGAGCACUGACCCCUUGUGCCAGGACGCGUCCACAGCCCCUCCAGGGCCCAAGGCCUUCCCCUGUGCAGACUGCGGAAAAGACUUCGGCUGGAAGAAGAACCUGGCCUCGCACCAGCGGGUGCACCGAGGGAGCCGCCCCUUCGGGUUCUCAGAGCGCGCGCGGGGCCAGGGUGAGCGGCGCCCCCCCGGGGCGGCAGCGGCGGCCCACGCAGCCAUCAAAGCCUUUGCCUGCACUCACUGCGGGAAAAGCUUCAGCCAGCGUCCAGGGCUGGUGGCACACCAGCGGACCCACGCUGGCGAGCGACCCUUCCGCUGUCCAGACUGCGGGCGCGGCUUCUCCCACGGGCAGCACCUGACAAGGCACCGACGCGUGCACACUGGCGAACGUCCCUUUGCCUGUACCCAGUGUGGCCGUCGCUUCGGCUCCCGCCCCAACCUUGCGGCCCACACCAAGGUGCACAGCGGUGCUCGGCCCUUUGCCUGCGCCCAGUGUGGCCGGGGCUUUAGCCGCAAGUCACACCUGGGCCGCCACCAGGCAGUACACACUGGGAGCCGCCCACACGCCUGUACGGUCUGCUCUCGCUGCUUCAGUUCUAAGACCAAUCUGAUACGCCAUCAGGCAGUCCACACCGGCUCCCGCCCCUUCCCCUGUUCGCAGUGCGGCAAGAGCUUCAGCCGCAAGACCCAUCUGGCCCGGCACCAGCGCACCCACGGCGAAAUCCCUCAUCUUGACCCCAGCCUGCCAAGCCCAACCUGGCCUGUUCCCACAGUGCCUGCCCCAACAUCACUUUUCCUCUAAAUGGAACAGAGCCCUAUCUCUCAUCAACCAGGUUUCUGUCUAGCCCCUCAGCACCCUCUCUCACCUAACUGCUGUCAGGUCCCUUGUGGUUUUUAUCUCCAUUCUGACUGCUCUCCUUUUCCUGCUCAAAGGCUCCCAUACUGCCUUCCCUCCUUUGGACUCCUUGUCCACCUUCAGUUUUUCAAUAUAUCACCUCUGUUCUGUGUCUCAGCUCCUGCAACAACCCUUCACCUCCACCACUCUCCUUCCUUCUCUCCCGGCCUGCUGGAUACUUGAGAGCUUGGAGAAUACCUCAUCUGAGUGAGGAUGACCAAGAGAGAAUCGCUAUCAGACUCAGGUCUGCAUCUGUAAAAUGAGGGGAUUAGACUGAAUGAACUAUAAGGUUCUUUUCUGUCUGGAACAUUCUACAUCAACGUGGAACCUUGGGUGUUGGGGGAUGAAAGUGAGUUAACUGAGCAAAGGAGACUGGAGGGCCAGGCUGAACCAUAUGGGGAGACUACCUAACUCGGAGGGAAUGAAGAACAGAAUACACUCCCUACUAGUUGCUCUUCCAUGCCUUCUUCACUACCCUUCAAAGCUGUUGGACUGUCCCCUCCCCCUCAAAAAAGGGGGCAGGAGUCUGUUCCAAAAGGAGGGGAGGAUAGUCACCUGUGUAUUUGAUGUGUCAUUAAAAAUAAAAUCUGAAGGCUUGGGGGCUGUAA
Messenger RNA from Vombatus ursinus (common wombat), 2793 nucleotides. It is a transcript of the gene ZNF467, whose product is annotated as zinc finger protein 467. The record is from RefSeq and is a predicted model, not a curated record. Bases 332 to 2092 code for a protein of 586 amino acids. Gene Ontology annotation, cellular component: nucleus. The transcript is spliced from 4 exons. Gene Ontology annotation, biological process: regulation of transcription by RNA polymerase II. Lineage: Eukaryota; Metazoa; Chordata; Mammalia; Diprotodontia; Vombatidae. Gene Ontology annotation, molecular function: RNA polymerase II cis-regulatory region sequence-specific DNA binding; DNA-binding transcription activator activity, RNA polymerase II-specific.